CUCUUUCCUCUCCGCUGUUCCCUGCUUCCAACUGCCUUCAACUCUUGUUGCGGCAGCAGAGCAAAACAGCACAAAGCCUCACAUUUUCCUAAUCACUACAUAUACUCAUUAUCUAUCAAUUCAUCGAGAUGCCUUCCGUUGCUAUCGCCGAAGCUCAAUCCGCCGACAAGAAGAAGAUCAAGAAGCACUCCGGAGUUGCGGAGAUGGAGGUGGAGGACAACAAUUCAGCUGAGAAAAAGCUCAAAAAGGAGAAGAAGUCGAGCAAAAAGGCCAAAUUGACUGACCUCGACGAUUCUAAUUCCGACAGCCCUGUCAAAAUUAGUAAAAAGGAAAAGAAGCGGAAGGCUUUGGAAAUCGACGACAAUGAGGAAGGGAGGAGUGAAAACACCUCCGAGGUGAAGAAGAAGAAGAAGAAGAUGAAAUUUGUGGGGGAGGACGGAAAAGAGGAGAAUCCUAAUGCUGUAUCCAAUUUCCGAAUUUCGGCGCCGCUUAGGGAGGCUUUGAAGGUCAAGGGAAUUGAGGCGCUGUUCCAGAUUCAGGCAAUGACGUUUAAUACCAUUCUUGAUGGUUCCGAUUUGGUUGGAAGGGCCCGCACUGGUCAGGGGAAAACGUUGGCCUUUGUGUUGCCUAUAUUAGAAUCAUUGACAAAUGGUCCUGCUAAAGAAUCAAGGAAGACUGGAUAUGGAAAGGCACCAAGUGUUCUUGUUCUCUUGCCCACGAGGGAGUUGGCCGCACAGGUGGCUGCCGACUUUGAAGUUUAUGGCGGAGCUCUAGGGUUGAGUUGCUGUGUCCUGUAUGGGGGGUCUUCUUAUGGACUGCAGCUGAAUCAAUUGAAAAGAGGUGUUGACAUUGUUGUUGGCACUCCUGGUCGCAUUAAGGAUCACCUAGAGAGCGGAAAUAUUGACUUUCGAUCCUUAAAGUUCCGAGUGCUUGAUGAAGCUGAUGAAAUGCUGAGGAUGGGUUUUGUUGAUGAUGUUGAACUCAUUCUUGGCAAGGUAGAGGAUUCUAGCAAGGUUCAAACGCUUCUUUUUAGUGCUACUUUACCGUCCUGGGUCAAGCAAAUAUCUUCCAAAUUUUUAAAACCAGACAAGAAAACUGUUGACCUUGUUGGUAAUGAGAAAAUGAAAGCCAGCACCAAUGUAAGGCAUUUUGUCCUUCCCUGCACUGCAUCUGCCAGAGCUCAGCUCAUUCCUGAUAUCAUUAGCUGUUAUGGCAGUGGAGGACGCACUAUUAUUUUUGCAGAGACAAAGGAUUCUGUUUCCACACUAUCUGGUGUGCUUCCCGGAGCACGCGCAUUGCAUGGUGACAUACAACAGUCUACCCGUGAGGUAACUCUUAAAGCGUUCAGAUCAGGCAAAUUUUCUACGCUUGUGGCUACAGAUGUAGCAGCACGAGGAUUAGACAUUGAUGAUGUCCAGUUAAUUAUUCAGUGUGAGCCUCCUCGUGAUGUAGAGGCAUACAUUCAUCGGUCUGGCAGAACAGGAAGAGCUGGGAAAAGUGGUGUCGCUGUGAUGCUUUAUGAUCCUAGGAAGUCUAAUUUUGCCAGAAUAGAAAGAGAAUCAGGUGUGAAAUUCGAACGUAUAAGUGCUCCACAGCCAUCUGAUAUAGCUAAAUCAGCUGGUGUUGAAGCUGCUGAAAAAAUCAACGAGAUUUCUGAUAGUGUGAUUCCAAUAUUCAAAGCUGCUGCCGAAGAACUACUCAACUCUUCUGAUUUAACCCCAACAGACCUUCUUGCUAAAGCUUUGGCCAAUGCUGCCGGUUAUACCGAAAUCAAGAGUCGAUCACUUCUCACCUCAUUGGAGAACCAUGUUACUGUAAUGCUCGAGUGUGGAAGGCCCAUUUUCUCACCUUCGUAUGUUUAUGGAACGCUGAGGAGGUUUGUACCUGAAGAUAAGGUUGAAUCUAUUCAGGGUCUUUCAUUGACUGCAGACGGGAAGGGUGCUGUAUUCGAUGUAGCUACCGAAGAUCUCGAUACAUUCCUUGCAGGGCAGGGGAAUGCGCCCGGUGUGAGCUUGCAAGUGGUGACAUUAUUGCCAGAUUUGCAAGAAAGAGCCCCGUUAAGAGGAAGAUUUGGUGGUGGCGGUGGUGGCCGUGGUGGUUUCUCGGGGAGGAGAGGAGGUGGCAGGUUUUCUGGUGGUGGUGGAAGAGGAUCAUUUUCUAGAGGUGGUGGCAAUAGAAACAGUAGAUGGUGAGAAGGGAACUAACAGAUGCAAAGGUGCAUCAAAUUUUGGUGCUGACAAUGAUUGAGUAUAUCAUUUUUGUUUUGUAGUA
Molecule: messenger RNA, 2271 nt
Organism: Salvia hispanica
Lineage: Eukaryota; Viridiplantae; Streptophyta; Magnoliopsida; Lamiales; Lamiaceae
Product: DEAD-box ATP-dependent RNA helicase 7-like
Molecular function (GO): RNA binding; ATP binding; RNA helicase activity
Source: RefSeq, a predicted model, not a curated record